AUGGCUGCCUUUCCCCACAAAAUCCUCUUUUUCCUGAUAUGCUCUACUUUGGCACAUACUGUUUUCUCAGGAAUUUUCAAACCAUAUGAUAAAUCCAAAUAUCCUAAGCCUCAAUGUAAAAUGUAUUACCCAGUGGAUUCUAUUUAUGAUUUGGACUGUCCUGAUGUAACACAAUAUAUUUGUGCUACAAAUGGCCACACUUACCAGAAUGAGUGCUUCUUUUGUAUGGAUCAGUGGGAAUUUGGCUCUUCUAUUAAGUUUGAAAAACAUGGAAAAUGUGAUUAA
Molecule: messenger RNA, 285 nt
Organism: Nycticebus coucang (slow loris)
Lineage: Eukaryota; Metazoa; Chordata; Mammalia; Primates; Lorisidae
Gene: SPINK13
Product: serine peptidase inhibitor Kazal type 13
Exons: 4
Coding region: 1-285 (94 amino acids)
Molecular function (GO): protein binding
Source: RefSeq, a predicted model, not a curated record